ACCAGUUUAACUAGCCAAUUUAAUUCAUUUAAAAACUGCAUAGAUGAAUUAAAAGAGUUUAAGUGGUUAUUUAACAUAAGGAGUGGCUGACCUGAAACUCUUUUUCUUGUGAAAAGAUUAUUUGUGUCCUAAUUCUUCUUAUACACAACAAUUCAAUUAUAUUCAUAGAUGUAUUUAUCUGCAAAUGGAAGUAUGAUCUGCAAAAGUUGAAAAUCUUGUGGUGUGACGUGCACACUGUUAAACCAUUUCAGACAAAAUAUUAUCCAAGAGGAUAUUUUAUGUUGUAACUGAAUAAAUGAAUAAAUAAGUACACAUGACUGUAGAGAAUAUUGAAUCUAACUUUCUCAUGCCUACUUUCCAAAUAUUUUGCUGGAGUUUAAUGAAUACGCCCAAAUAUGUUGCUAAUGGCGUUAUGCAUUAAAAGACACAAUGUGACUAUGAUAUUUCCACUAUCGAUCCUGCAGUGAGAUUCCUAAAUGUUUUAUUAGUAAAGAAGUUGUUGAAUGGAGUCAAAUAUGUUUGAAAAAAAUCAAUAAUCACAGUGCAUAAAAAUAAUCAAUAAAUGUGUCACCUUCUAAUUCAUGAAACAUCUAAUCUUCCUCCACUGCAUAUUGAAAUUGAUUGACUAUUAAGUUGUACAAACAUUGAGAGAUUCGACGUUAGUUGCUAUGCAAUUUCACAUUAUCAGCUUUUUAUUCAGGUUUGUAAUUCAUUGUUUACAUGUGAGGCAUACGAGAUUAUUAUGCACCAUAGUACUUUUUAUAUCCUUCAUCUUUUGCAUUUGGUUGUUCAUAACACUAUGCCUACAAGAAGAUUAUCAAAUAUUUCAUUUCCCGCCAAAUUUGGAUUUGUAUAAAAUUCAUGAGAAGGAAAAGUUAAAAGUUAAUCCAAGUGCACCUCCAUUGUGGAGAAUAAUAUUCCCUUUAUCUUCGAAUUAUAAAGAUAUGUGUUUUAGUAGAAAUCGUGAAUGUAAUAGAAACAACCAUAAUUCAUCUUUCCAUCAAUCCCCAUGUCAAACAGCUGAUCUCUUUUUGAUUAUUAGAUCUCAUGUUAGCCAUUUCAAUCAACGGGAUGCUAUUCGUCAAACAUGGGGCAAUCAACAAUGCUACGAAAACUUCGGUGCCUAUGUUCGUAUUUUGUUUAUUUUAGGUAGAGAAAAUGAUUAUGGGAAUAACGACCCAGUUGAAAAUAUCAUAAAUGAUAAAUAUUAUGAGAACGAUCAAUCAAAUAGUGUCUUAUCUAAAUUAUAUUAUGAACAUUCUACACAUCAUGACAUUAUUCAAUUUGAUUUUUUUGAUGAUUGUUCAAAUUUACAGAAUAAAUGGAUAGGUAGUAUGGACUUUUUAGCGAAAUACUGUUCAGCUAACAGUAAAUCAUUUGUUAUUCUCCUUGACGAGGAUUAUUUUCUACAUCCAGUCAACUUAAUAAAUCUAUUACACCGUGUUACACCAAGUCAGUACAGAAUUUAUGCUUCUGGCGACCUCCGUCGUGUAUCCUAUCCAGUACGUGUACCAUUUUUACCUGGAUAUAUAUCCUUAUCAGAUUAUCCAUUCAACAUAUAUCCACCAUAUCUAUUUGGUGGUACAAUCAUUCUAAGUAUGCCUGUAGUCCAAUUGCUUCGUACUGGCUUCCUGUAUGUAAAAUCUAUCCCAUAUGAUGAUAUUAUGUUGGGGAUUAUACUAUUAAAAUUCGGUGUCGGUCCAGUUCAUAACAAACAAAUAUAUUCACAUUAUCCACCUGAUAUGCAUAUACUGAAGAAAUUACAGUUUAUUACUGUUCAUGGUUUUAAUAAACCUUCAUUACUUCAUUCAUUAUGGUCAACUUUAAAUAUGGAUCAUAUUUGUAAAAUAAAAAUGAGGGAAUAAGAAAGUGCAUUUUAUUUGAAUUAUAUUUUUGGUAUUUCUAUUUAUUUUUUAUUAUUUUGUUUAUAUAACUUUAUAACUCAAAAUUAUUUUAACAAUAAAAGUUUUCAAGUA
This is a messenger RNA of Trichobilharzia regenti, 1976 nucleotides long. Lineage: Eukaryota; Metazoa; Platyhelminthes; Trematoda; Strigeidida; Schistosomatidae. The record is from the annotation of a GenBank genome assembly.